AUGUUGUUCCCGUUCGGCUGGCUGGUGCAUGCAUGUGACAGUGGCAUGAGCGACAACAAGUUCUGGGGUCCCAUUGGAGAAACCAUUGGGGCACUCACCAACCUGGAAUACAUGGAUGUGGGGUGGAACCCGAGAUUCGAUGCCGACACAGCUAUUAGCGGAUCCAUCCCCGCCAGCAUUGGCAACCUUCUCAACCUCAGAUACCUGAAACUGGCUGGCAAUAAGAUCAAUGGAGGCAUUCCCAAGACCAUCACGAAGCUUAAAAAGCUCGAGUUUCUCUCCGUGGCAUUCAACAGCAUGAACGCAGAUUUGCCAGACUUCCUGUCCGAGCUCACAGCGCUCAGGCAGAUCGAUUUGAGCAGCUGCCAGUUCUCAGGGUCUCUCCCAAGCACCAUUGGUCGCCUCACCAACCUGACUCAAAUGUGGCUGGCAGACAACCAUUUCAACGGCUCCGUGCCCGACUCAUGGAGCAGCCUCACGCAGCUGCAGGCACUUGAGGGUGCUACCAUGACAUGUGAAUGCUGCUCUCAGGCUCCUCCUACUCCCCACAGUGGCAUCGCAGGCAAUGCUCUUUCCGGCACUGUCCCAGCAGCAUUCUUCAACCUCAAGAGCCUCACCCAACUGAACUUUGGCAAUACAUCCUUGUCGGGACCGAUACCUUCGGAGAUCAGCAGUCUUGUGCAGCUAAAGUGGACCGAUGGGAAGAAGGCCAACUUCAGUGGACCCCUGCCGACCACCAUCACACGAAUGACGACCCUCGAGAGAUUCAUUCUGAACAACAACAGCCUCUCAGGCGAACUACCUGCUGAGCUGGGCCAGAACCCUGCUCUCAAGGACCUUGGUCUUGGCAGCAACUACCUGGAAGGAUCUGUCCCUGAAAGCUUCUCUGGGCUUACCAACCUUACCAAACUGGUCCUGAGCAACAACUCCCUCUCAGGCUCCCUUCCUACCAUCAUCAGCACUCUCACCUCGCUCAGCAUCCUGAAUUUGCAUAACAACAACUUUGAGGGAUCGCUGCCCAAUCUCCCAUACAACCUAACGACUGUUGACCUCAGCGGCAACAACUUCACGGGAGCCUUUCCAGAGAACAUUGCACAGCUUGACAGCCUUGCCUCAUUGAACGUCAGCAGCAACAGGCUUUCUGGCUCGCUUCCUUCAGAAUUGAGCAGCCUCGUGGCCCUUACAUCCCUCAACACAAGUAGAAACCAGUUCUCAGGAGCCAUCCCAACCGCCCUCCAAAACCUCAAGCUCCUUAACUCCCUGGACCUGAGUGGCAAUUCUCUCAGUGGCAGCAUUCCAGACUUCCUGAGCGUGCUCACGUCCUUACAGAGCCUCAAUCUCAGCUCCAACUCGCUUUCUGACACGCUGUCUGCAUCUUUAGGAGCUCUGGAUCAGAUAACGUGCCUGAAUCUAAGCCGCUCAAGCCUCACAGGCCCCAUCCCUGAUUCCUUCACCUCGCUCUCCGACCUGGUUUUCCUGGAUCUCAGCUACACUGGUGUUGCUGGGUCCGUGCCAUGGGGUAUCAAUAGCCUGGGGCAGCUGCAGGCCUUGUACGGCACCCUCAGUAUUUUCUGCAAUGACAAUGCCACCUGCCCUGCCGCACCUCCACCACCUGCCAGCCCGUUGCCCCCUCCUGCACCGCCAGCCAAUCCCACGUCGCCAGCUGUCACAAACUCCACCUCCCCUGGGUCUGACAACUCGUCUACGCCCAACACCACCUGCCACGUGUGCCAGAGCUACUGCCUCGGCUGCUCCCCCUCUGCCCCCUCCUCCCCCCCUGCUUCCAGCAGUUCUCUUUCCCCAAGGGCCAUAGCAGGCAUAGUGGCGGCACUCAUUGCACUCCUUGCUCUCAUCGCCCUUGUCAUCCUGCUCUGGUUCUGCUUCCGCCAAACCAAGCCUGCGUGCAAGCAGUACUCACUGGCAGACAUCCACCAGGCCACCAACUUUUUCUCGGAGGUCAACCUGAUCGGCUCGGGGGGCUUCAGCGACGUGUACAAGGGCGUGGACCCGAGCGACCCUGAGGUGCUGUGGGCUGUGAAGCGCGCCACAGUGCUCUCCAAUGAUUUCAUGAACGAGGUGGCAGCCAUGGCACGACUCAAGCACCCAUCACUGGUGCCACUGCUGGGGUACUGCAUCGACUACAACGAGCAAGCACUGCAGAUGGAGCAGAUCAUUGUGACUCAGUUCAUGCCCAACGGGGACCUUGCGCACUGGACCGAGCCAGGAGCGAAGCCCAUGACGUUGCGGCAGAGGCUGGCGGUGCUGGUGGAUGUGGCGGAUGGGCUGAGCUUCCUCCACAGCCGUCGGAUCGUGCACCGCGAUGUCAAGCCCGCCAACGUGCUGCUGGAUGCCCACAUGCGGGCGAAGGUGGCGGAUUUUGGGUUCAUGCGGAAGAUGGAGGCAAGCCAGGUGCAAACCACCAGGGUGAUGGGCACCCCGGGCUAUGAGGACCCCGAAUACCUCCAGACCCGCCUCGCCACCACCGCUACCGAUGUGUACAGUUUUGGGGUGCUGUUGCUGGAGAUCCUGACGGGCAAGGAGCCCAUCCUCUCCGUAGAUUGCUCGCAGUCCCACAUUCGGGAAUGGGUGGCUGCAGAGCUCUCCAGUGGUGACGUCAGCUCUAUCAUAGACCCUCGGAUGGUCUCCCCUGCAGCGUCUGGUGCUAGCAUGGUGCAUGCUGACGUCAUGAAGAGUUUGGCAUCCUUGGCGAUGGAAUGCUCUGCCAUGCCGGCUGCCUCACGCCCCUCCAUGGCCAAAGUGCUCUCACAGCUGAAGCAGCUGCACGAGGAGGUGGUGAGGCGGGAGGGGGAGAGCGGAUUGCAGCAAGGGAGUGGGCUGGGGGGGCUGGGAACGGGGGGAGCGAGUUGGUUGGUGAGGGAGAACCGUGUGAGCCCUGCACCUGAGUCUGCAGUAAGGAGUGUGAGUGCGGUGAGGGGAACGACGGAUGACGAAGGCAGUCCUGAAGAGGAUGAGAGCUUGACUGUUGGUGAGGUGACAAGUGGGGAAGCAAGUAGGAGCAUGGGUGAUGACCACAACUGA
Messenger RNA from Closterium sp. Yama58-4, 3039 nucleotides. Lineage: Eukaryota; Viridiplantae; Streptophyta; Zygnematophyceae; Desmidiales; Closteriaceae. The record is from the annotation of a GenBank genome assembly.